AAUAUGACGGGGCGCCACUCGCGCGCGCACCGCGGACCAAACCGCUACCAAACACACACACUAACGGUUCAAUUUCAAAUUUUUAUUUUAAAUUGAUCUCAUGUGACAGUGAAAAGGAUUCUUAAAGGAUUUUGUGCAUAUUGUGAUCGGUGUUACUUAUAUUGCAGAUCAUAUUCGGAGCUACCGGUGACUGCUAUAAGUGACAAGUAAACAUUUAAUAUCGAAAUAAUCGAACACUCAACUUUCGCCAUGUGUCUGUGCGAAUAGGGUUGUGAAACUGCACACAAACUAUUCACUGCCGAAACUGUUACCAAUUGACUUAGUGAAGUGUCUUAGUGUAACAACAUUGGGCCACGCUCUUAGACUAGGCGGUUUAUUCUUGAUGUCAGUCCGCUCCAAAAGUAAUGGAUAGAAGCCACAGUAGAUCGGCGUCCCCCCGGGAGCCGGCGCGGCCACAACACAGACCUCCCUCGCCGCCCUCGCCGCCCGCCGCCUUUGACAACAGAGCCUACGAACACGACGACUACGACCCCAAUCAUAAUGACUUCGACUCCACCGGACCCAACCAGAACGGUCACACCAAAGAGGUCAACGGAGAUACCAAAACUCUCGAAGCUGUCAAUUUGGAACUAAUAAACUUAACCCCUAAGAACGGGACGUCAAAACAAAGGAAAGACGUCGAGGUAGAUAUGAACACGAGCAACCCGUACGACGAGUACUUCGUGCCGGUCAAUGAGCACAGGAAAUAUAUGAGAGGUGAAAAACUGUACGUGACUGCGGACAAGAGAGGAGAGAAAGGCGGCUGCAAGCGACCGCUAUGCUGGACGCUCCUGGGGCUAGUUGUUGCAACCAUUGUCGCUCUAAUAGUGCUAGCAGCCACUGGAAUACUCUUCACUAACUCUCCUACGCCUCUCGAGCCAUAUAAUGCAUCCGUCAGCUCAGCGCGCGCGCUCGGCGGCAUCUCCAACGUAAUAAACAACGACCAGAGUCACGAACACGACAGAGACCACGAAAUUGACCAAGGACAAGAUGAGAAUCAUUCUCAUGUCCACGGACAUGACCACGGAAACAAUGAACAGAACAGUGAAAGCGAACAAUACGGUGAAAAUGAUCAGACCACUGAACAUGGUAACAAUCAGGACCAAGACAAUAGUCAAGAAGAUAUGAGCCGUGAGAACCAAGAAAUUCUACGCACUCAGUAUCGAACGACAGCUCCUUCUGUAGACCAGGGACCACAAAUGCAAAAUGAUGAUUCCAUCGAUCCUUCCUCGGCAUCUGAGGAAACAGGCGAUAAAUCAAUUUAUGUACCUCGAACUCUAGAAGGAGAACUAAAAAUCGAUAACGACGAUUUCACCGCUGCCCUCGAAGACCCCGAAAGCGAUGGUUACAGAGAUUUCGUAACCGCAUUCGGUCAUGCCCUUAAACAAGUAUUAUUCAACAAGAAUUCAAAAAUAAAUAAAUUAGAGUAUAGUGAGAAUGACAUCGCUCUUGAGAUCAUUAAAAUAAGACGGGGAUCAAUAAUUGUUACUUACAGAAUCCAUUGGGAUCCUAAGUACAAUACUCAAACUUCAGACAACCUUCUUACACCAAAUACAUUGAAAGAGAGUUUGGACUUGUAUUUAGCACAAAACAAUAGAAUGAUUAGUAUUUACCACAUAGCUGAAGACGAAAUGGCCACAAGACGAAUUUUAGAUAUAUGUCAAAUAAAUAAAAACGGCUGUGAUUAUGGAUGCCAGUUCGACAAGAGAACCUUAGACUUUACAUGCACUUGUCCUCCCGGACAAAUUAUUGAUAUGAAACAGCCCAAAAAGUGUAUGUUACUCUUUGACAAUCAGGAUCAAAUGAAUAACAACUUCACAUCGGACUUGAGCACAGUGACCGCAAACCCCAAUGCUCUAGAUGUCAAACCCAAUACAGAGACUAUAUAUAGCAAACAAACUGCGCCUCCACUUUCAGAAACUACAACAGAAAAUGAUUCAGAUGUAAACUUCUCACACAUAUUUGGUAGCUCGCUGAACGAAAAUGAGAAACAUGUUACAGAAAAACAUCAACCGGAAGAACACAAUAAUAUGGGUACGCAAUACAUUACUUUCUUAGAAACAACUCAACAACCCAGCACUGAAUACGCAAUGAUAGACAAGUUUUCGAAAAAUAACGAACCUAUUGCAGAACCCGAACCGACAUCUGAACCCCAACCUGACGUGAAAACUACAGUAGCUGCUUUCAGCUUUGAUCAUACAACUCCAAAUAAAGACAUGCAACCUAAACCAACGUCAAUGCCUGAGUUUACUAGAUCAUCUGAACCACAACCUACGCCUGAGCCUACUACUGAAAUGUUCCUAUAUCAAACAACUGAGACUAAAACUCCAUUUGUUGUAGGAAAUGUUCAUUUUAGUGAAUCUAACCAAAUGAGAAACAAUAAAGAUUUGAGCGAAAAUGAUAAUUUAUCAACCACCGAAGCAUCUUCUUUUACUCAUCAUAUUCAUCACAAUCAUAUGACUACAACAAUGUCUUCUGAUAUAGAUACUACUCAACCUGAAAUGAAGUCUGAAAAGUAUAUCCAAGAAACAACUACGGAAAAUGAGUGGCUUGAAGACUCAAGUGAAAAAUCACAACCUUCUAAAAGCGAGAAAAGCAGUACAGUGAUAUAUGAAAGAUCGUCAAAAUCAUAUGAAUCCGUAUACGAAACAAGUCAAAAUCCAACAACUAUACAAAGCACUGAUAAAGAAAUAGAAUCCUACACUAGAAGCGGUAUAACUAAAGAAAUACUAAACGAAGGAGAUCAUACUAUUAAUGCUGUAUCAAUAUCACAAUUCCUUGGAAAGAAACCUGGAGAAGAAACAACGAUGAAUAGUUUAAUAGAUACGACAGUCUCGGUAUUGACGGGAAUAGAAGAAAGCCGUCAUUUCUUUCAUAAUGAUACCACAGAGAUUAAUAUAACCGGGGAAACAACACCCAGCCAAAUUUCCAUAUUCGGUGCUACAUCAGGAAGUUCCACGAUGCAUGAUCAUGGAGACCCGACUACUCCAGCCUUCGAAACAAGUACUGAAUAUUCUAUUGCAAAGCAAACUAAAGACGUAAAUAUGUUAGAUCCAAACUUUAUGACAAUUCUUAAAAAUACAAACAAUACCCAAUUUGAUAACAAUAUGAAUUUUAACGCGACAACUGAAAAAGAUUUUGCUGAGGGUGACAUUACCUUUGAUGCUAUUAAUAAACUGUACAAUCGGUCAUCUAAAUCUUUUGUAAAUGACAAAGAGCAUGUGGCAAUUGGAACUGAAGUAAACGAUAUGUUUAAAGAAACCACAGAAACUACAACUAGUGCAGAUUGGUUGUCUGAAACCGUCACAGAAAUAAAUUAUCAAGAUAUCAUCGACGAAAAUAAAAACAAAUUAACAACAGAAACAUCUGCAACUAAAUUAGAUGAAAUAAUGAGCCGAGGUUUAAACAAAGACGACUUUGAACCAGAUUAUCUAAAUAUGGGCUCUAACACCACUAAAAACGUAGAACAUGACAUGCCUCAGUACGGCAUGCUUCACGAUUACGAUAAUGAUGAUUUGGUGGUUAAAAGGGUGAAAAACGCUCCUGGUUCAAUGCUUGAAGAGACUACUGCAAUGAACGCAGUGGAAAUCGCUUCUAAAGAAAAUCAAAUGGAAGAAUUAACUCCUAUACCCACAGUUGAACCUAUUAUGACUUUUCAAACCACCACAGUAACCGAUUACAUAUACAAAAUGUUGAAUGAGUCUAACGAAAACGUGAAUUCUACAACAAGUACAACACAAGCAGUCCCUCAAGUUUGGGAAAACUCAGAAGAUGACAUGAACUUUAUUAGAAACCUGGCAACUUCAGUUGUAACAGAAGCUGUUUCAGACAUUACAACUACAUUAGCCACGACGGCUAUAGAUAAUAUUGAUAAAAGUAAUAACGAAAAUUUGAUAAACGUCUCAGAAUCGAACAUGCAAUCCAAUAACGUUUCUCAGGCAAAUAAUUUAAAUGUUAACAUUUACGAAAUAUCUAGUCACCCUGACAACCAUACUACGGAAUCCAUAAAUCAUCAGCCAGCUGAAUUUGUAGUCCACGAAACCGAGAUGAAUCCAUUUUUACCUGAAACAGAAAAUAACAAGAGUCUAGUAAAGAAACUGCAAGAAGGUCAUGACUUGGAACCAUCUAAUGUAAAUGAAACGCAAAAUGAAAAUUCAGAGGAUCAGAUGCAUCGCGUUUCCGACGAAAGCACUGCGGUAAUAAAUCAAACAGACAGUAAUGUUACAACAUCUGCAUUAACAGAAAACACAACUUUGAAAACCGAAGAUAAUGAAGCGAUAUUAAAGGAAAUGUUGAUGCACCAAGAUAUUGCUUCUAAUGAAGAAUCAUCACGAACAUUAGGAGAAAACAGUAAAGAUAUGGAAAUUACUACAUCCAUUGAUGCACUGGUCGAUGAUACAAAGGAUUUAUCUGUUCAAAAUGAUGUAGUACCUCUAACAACAUUUUUAUUAGACACUGACGAUUUAGACACUACCAAAGAUCCUUUUGAAAGGGAAAAUGUACAAUCUGGACUCGUUGGAAACCAAGACACAACAACGAUGUCGAUUACAAUUCCUGAAACUACUCCUACUACAGAUAAUAAAAUAAAAAUGAACGAUAAUAAUGACAUACUUAGUGUAGUACCGAUAGAGCCAGAAGUUAUUAACGACCAAGAAAAUUUGAAGAAAAACUUCGACGGAGAAAACAUCGCUGAACUAAAUCAAAUAAGUGAUUCACCCAAAAAGAGUGACAGAAGGACAUUAGAUUCGGACAAUACUAACUCUCUUAUUUAUAAUGAGGCGUAGUGUACGUAUGUUUUUAGUAAUAUGCAAUAAGUUUGUACAUGACUUCAUUCCCUGUGAUUCUGUCGAACAAUAUUAACUAACAUUCUUUGAGUACCGAUGUAGUGUUGAAUGUGUAAUGAAUGAAAAUUGGGCAUUUUCCUACAUUUCCUAAUUACAUUGAAUCCUGUUUACUAUAAAGACAAUAAAAUAUAUUUUGCAUUAGACUAGUCAAAUUGUAACGAUCACGAUGAAGAUCGUGAUAAAUUUAGAUUAUUUAUUAUUUGAAUGUGCUCAUAUGCAUGACCAAAAAUCAUGAAACAUUCUCCCUUGCGCUAACUUUCACAGACAUACUUUAUUGCAUUCUAUUAUAGAUUGUUACCAUAGAUAAAUGUAUAUUAUAUUAAUUUUAAUAAAACUUAAUUUUGGGAUAUAGAAUAAAAGAAAAUAUUCAAAGAUUAAAAAUGACUUGUCUUGAAAGGAUACUGCCAUGCCUGAAUGUGAUAACAUGGACAUAAAUUAUAAUAUUAUAGUAAUUUCCAUUCGUACAUAAAUAUCCAGAGCUUGGUGAUAUUUAGCUGAAGUGAUGUCUGAUUGUAUAAUAAUUAUUAUUGUAGAUCUUGUUAACUAAGAUAUAUUUUGUAUAAUAUGGUUGAAACUGUAAAGAAUUAUGUUGUAAAUAAAUUUAAAGUUAAUAAUUAA
This is a messenger RNA of Papilio polytes (common Mormon), 5501 nucleotides long. RefSeq lists its product as uncharacterized. The record is from RefSeq and is a predicted model, not a curated record. The transcript has 7 exons. Lineage: Eukaryota; Metazoa; Arthropoda; Insecta; Lepidoptera; Papilionidae. Bases 405 to 4823 code for a protein of 1472 amino acids.